Molecule: messenger RNA, 2016 nt
Organism: Metarhizium robertsii ARSEF 23
Lineage: Eukaryota; Fungi; Ascomycota; Sordariomycetes; Hypocreales; Clavicipitaceae
Product: SET domain protein
Exons: 2
Coding region: 1-2016 (671 amino acids)
Cellular component (GO): nucleus
Molecular function (GO): histone H4K20 methyltransferase activity; protein binding
Source: RefSeq, a predicted model, not a curated record
AUGCCAGCGCCAAAGGCUGCGCCGGCGAGGCAUCGCCUCACUUUGGCACAAUUAUCUGCCUACGAUGACAUCUUGACGGAUGCACUGGUCGACCAUGUCUAUUACUGGACGACGGUCCCCAAGAAUCGCCCGUCAUAUCACCCCUCGCGGGGUCUGUCGGAGAACGCCAUUGCGAAGAUUAUUCAGGACGAGUUGGUCCUGUGGAAAGACUUGGCGGCGGCAGAGGAGAAGCUGCUUUCAAUGGAUGGACUGAGGAAGUUCAUGAACAAAUUGAAGACAGACAGGGAAAAGGACGACUUCAAGCGACACCUGCGACGGUACUUGCAGAUUUACCUGCCGGAUUGCCCUUGGGAGGUCAGCUCCACUAACCGAUAUACGAUUGUCUCGCAUGAAGCAAGUAUCACGGCAAGGCGGUACAUUAAACGUAAUGAAUCGAUCAAGUACCUGUCGGGUAUUCAGGUUGUCAUCACGCCCGAGGAAGAGACGGAGAUUGCGGCACGGAAGAAGGAUUUCAGCAUGGUCAUUAGCUCGAGGAGUAAGAGCACAAGCCUGUUCAUGGGUCCCGCGCGAUUUGCAAACCACGACUGUAAUGCGAAUGCCAAAUUGAUGACGACUAGCAACGCUGGCAUUGAGAUUGUUGCUAUACGUCCGAUUGAAUCGGGCGAAGAGAUUACUGUCACGUAUGGAGAAAGCUAUUUUGGCGAGGACAACUGCGAGUGUCUAUGCGGCACAUGCGAGAAGGGACUAAGGAACGGUUGGGAGCCUGAGGAAGGCGCCGUAAGUCUUCAGACAAGUGCGGAAGAAGACAGGCCCGAGACGUAUGCUCUGCGGCGACGUCGACGGGAGGAUAGCGUUGGUGGAUCUCGAACUCCCUCCGUUACACCUGGAAUUCGUCCGCGCGUUCCAAGAACCAAGGCAAAGAGCUCACGGCUCAGUAAUGCUCACGGUUCGUCCGCCGCGGUGUCGCCGGCGCCUGGCUCACCAGUCGGCCGAAAACGAAAGGCUGAUACCAUGGCAACGCCGCCCAUCACACCGGCAAAGAAGCCCAAACACACGAUUGAACAAGAGCUCCGUCCUGCGGCUUCAAGAGGAAGUUCUGUAAGCGAGAGUAUAUUGUCAAGUAAUGGGGAGGCUAUUGAGACAGAUGUCACAUCGCCCGAGAAGGACAGUCCUGAGCCCGUGCCUGAGACGCCAAUCAGGUUGUUGGCAAAUCGGCUGAAGGGGAGCGCCGACCAAAAAGAAGACCACACCAUUACAGCCAUUGCACCCUUUUCCCCUGAGAGCAUACAGAGUCAACAGUCACCACAAUCCACCAAGGACGGCGACACGAACGAAUCAUCCGCGACGUUGAAACCAGAACUCAGCGCCAUGUCAAUAUCGGCUAUUCUAAACGCACCUAGCAGCUCUGAGCCGGAGGUUACGGCUCCUAUUUCCGCGAGCAUAGAGGCAGUUGAUAUGUCCCAAAUAGCCACAAACGUUGACGAAGAAGAGCAGCCUCGGCCCAAGAGCAGACGACGCAGUUUUAGUAAGCAGGCUUCACCCCCAGCCAAGGUGCGCAGACCUGGUGAUUACGUUCUCACGCCAUUACUUCUUUCUGAGCCGGAAAUGGCAUGGAUUCAAUGCACAGUCUGCAACGCAUACUUUGUACAGCAAAACGCUUACUACACGCGGUCGGCGUGCCCCCGCUGCGAACGACAUUCCAAGUUGUACGGAUACAUCUGGCCCAAGACUGAAAAGGCAGGGCCCUCGGAUAAGGAGGAGCGGAUCCUGGAUCAUAGGAUUGUGCAUAGAUUCCUAGACACGAAUGACGAGCGCAAAGCUCGAGGCAGAAAGUGUUUGCCGGAGAGGGAGGAGACAGAAGAGCCGAGUGAGCCCGAGAGGGGUCGGAGAUUACUGCGUGCACCAAUCAAGAAGGAGAAGUCUAGCGACGAAGUUCAAGACUCGGUGACGGUCAAACUUAUCGAAGAGUCGGGACUUAGGCGAAGCGGGAGACCCAGAAAGUGUAGGUGCGGGUAG